Molecule: messenger RNA, 1479 nt
Organism: Letharia columbiana
Lineage: Eukaryota; Fungi; Ascomycota; Lecanoromycetes; Lecanorales; Parmeliaceae
Exons: 2
Coding region: 1-1479 (492 amino acids)
Molecular function (GO): lyase activity
Source: RefSeq, a predicted model, not a curated record
AUGGGCACCAUCAGUGAUGAGAGGCCUGAAGCUCCUGGAACGACUGAGCAUCUUUGCAGAUGGAUACAUCAUCUGCAAUUUGACGACGUCCCAGAAGACAUCCGGACCCGUGCCAAACAUCUCAUCCUUGACGGUCUCGCCUGCGCCAUAGUUGGCGCGUAUAUGCCAUGGUCUGAACACGCUGCUAGUAGUAUGCAGGCUUUUGAGCCAAAUGGUAAUGCUACCAUAUUUGGACAUCCAUAUAAAUUGGGCCCCCUGGCCGCCGCCCUCCUUAACGGCGCCUUCAUUCAAGCCUGCGAACUGGACGACUACCACCAUGAAGCCCCCCUCCAUUCAGCAUCCGUCAUCCUCCCCACUCUUUUCGCCGCCUCAGAAUCUCAAAGUCAUGCCCGGCCUCCAGCACCCGUAACUGGCAGCACGUUCCUCCUUGCGAGUAUUGUCGGUUUCGAAGUCGGGCCGCGCGCCGGCCGCGCCCUUUACGGUACGGAACUUCUUUCCAUGGGCUGGCACUGCGGUACAGUAUUCGGGCACCCAGCCUCUGCGGCCGCAGCGUCGAAAUUGUUUGCUCUGAGCGCCAGGCAAACUGAGGAUGCGGUUGGCAUCGCGUGCACGCAGGCGUGUGGGCUGAUGUCUGCGCAGUAUGAAGGUAUGAUUAAGCGCAUGCAGCAUGGAUUCGCGGCGCGUAAUGGACUUCUCGGGGCAUUCUUAGCCAAAGGCGGCUACGAAGGAAUCAGGAAGGUAUUUGAGAGGCCGUAUGGUGGGUUCUUGACAAUGUUCAGCAAGGGAAAUAGUAGGACGCCUGCGUACAUGGUUGAGGAGGUCACGAAGGGAUUGGGCACGACGUGGGAUACAGCUGAGGUGCGGAUCAAGACUCAUGCUUGUGUUGGCGGAGCUUAUGGUCUUGUCGAAUGUAUUGAGAAGAUGCAGAAAGAGAAACCGGAAGAGCUCAAAGACUUGCAAGCUAUUAAAGGAAUCAGACUCGAGCUAUCGAAGCCGCUGAUAGGGCACUGUGGUUGGACCGCCACAAGACCUAUGACUGCCACCGGCGCGCAGAUGAACGCCAACUACAUUGCGGCGGUUCAACUUGUGGACCAAGAGGUUCUCUUGGAACAAUUCGAAGAGAGCAAGCUCGACCGAGAUGAGGUAUGGGAAUUGGUUGAGAAGACUGUAUGCGUGCACAAUGAGAGGUUUGAUCGACUGAGUUAUGAGAUGGGGGCGGUCGUUACGAUCGAGUUCAAAGAUGACAGACUAAGUUUGCAGAAGGUGGUCGAAAAACCGAGAGGAAUAGAUCCUCCCAUUGCAAAUGAAGAAAUCGUGGAGAAGUACAGGAGACUCACAGCUAAUCUCCUACCCAGAGAUAGGCAGAUUGCGAUUGAGAAGACAGUGUUAAAUUUGGAGAAGCUCGACAACGUUAUCACGUUGACUAGUCUCCUUUCACAGCCAUUCAAGCUUGAUCACUCGGUACGACCCAAAAUCUAA